CUUGAUUUGACAUUUCCCUGACUCGACUGGAUGUGCUAGUCUUGUUUGAAAAUCGCCUCAGUGAAUCAGCUUCUGUUCAGACUGGCGUAAGAGAACGGCUCUCGGCCGGGCAGCCUUACACCACAACUGCAGCAGACUCUGGUUUCGUUGGGCCAUGGAGUCCGCUGACGACUUACGUCGACUUGAAGACUUGGAGAAUGCACAGCGACAUAUGCAUUCAAUGGUCUUGGCCAUCGAGGCACAACUCAGCAGCUUGGAAGUACUGCUAGCAGGAGAAAGAGCCAUACCAUGUACUGUCAAUGAAGGGCACACGGAACACACUGUACAUUGGCCAUCAUCCAGUACUGGUAAGAGCGCAGAUUCUUCAACCACAAUCAGACAUGAGCCAGCAACGAGCAUGGUGACUGAUACUGGGGCCGAUGCUCUACGAAGGCCUUCAUUGACACACACUCCGGAGCGCCACCCUGCUCACACGACGACCAGCCUCAGUGAGCGUCUAAAGUCCUACCCGAAGCCAGUGCAUCCGUACUACCCGGGACUAAGAGCAUCGUAUUGCCCCACGGCUAUGUUCCACUCAAGCAAGGGCUAUCGUCACGGCAGACCACCAGCGCAGUCCAUUCACCGGGCAGCAACCGUACACUUACCGACCUACGACCAAAGCCAGACAACGGCAAUGGCCACCGGCACCAGUACUGCUGCUGAUCCCCAGGCAUUGCCAGUUGCACAAACGUCUUUAGCAAGGGUGAAGCACGCGGGACUGAACGCGUCGCUUCCAGACCUCUACACCGGCAAGAGCAGUGAGCACAUGCCCAGUAAUGAUAAUGUGGGCGGCGAUCAGUCUUCAAGUCUGGUUCGGUCUCAGUCCAAUGUUGAUGUGCUGGUACCUGAAACCGCCACUGACGGCGGCAGGUCAUUGUCCAAAACAGCAGCGGCGCCGGACAGGAGAGUACAGUACCAUCACCGCAGCUCAUCUUACGUCCAUGCCUCGCAAGAUGAGGACGUGAUACGGAUGAUGCAAGAGGACAAGGCUCACCAGGUGGAUGCCUCUUCUUUAGUUCUCCAGUCCUUGCAAGAAGACCAGCCGCUGACUGUCCAGCCGGCCAAGCAUCACACGGGAAGUCCUUCCUGUUACACUGGUGCGGUGGCCGGUCCUGUUGAGAGAGACUCUGCUUACCUGCCAGAUGAUGAUGUUACGGCGUCUUUGCCACCUACUGGUGGUGUGGCAGGUGCAGGACGAGACGCAGGCGUAGGCCUGGCACCGCGUUCAUCCACCAUGCCUGCCAAUGCCGGCAAACGCCAUCUGCGUGGACAGGGUGCAACGGGCGGAGUGGCCCGAGCAUCCAUCAAGCACACGAGUACAGUGGGAUACGGACUGCGCCAGCACACUGUCUAUCACUGUGUAGCAUAUGACAGAGCAGGUGUGCUGCUGGAGGCUGACAGGCGCUAUAACGAUUUCGUAAUGCUCCGCGAUGUUGUACAGUGGCAGUACCCCGAUCUCAAAAGCCAGCUACCCCAGUUGCCGGAGAAGAAGAUGCUCGGAAAACUGAAUUCCGCUGUUGUGGAACAGAGACGCCUUGGUCUGCAAGAUUUCCUGCACUUCAUCGUUUCGCAUCCCACCCUGCAACGAGACGAGGCCCUAGUGUUGAAGCCUUGGCUACUCAAACCACCCUAAAGCACGUCUGGGUACGGGUUUGUUCACGCCUUUGGAGACACCUUCGGUAAAUGAUUGGUUAUCGACUUCUGAAGUAAUUGUAUAAUAAGCUUGGCCGGGGGCAGUGAGAUCGCUACAAUAAAUGUCUUGUAUCUUGCAGACUCCAUUCGUAUACUGGCAGUUUGCUUGCUAGUUGUAGUCUUGCCUUUCUUUUUAGAAACAAGCUUAUAACUCCUGGUCUAGGCACAUACUCUCCGCUCUCAAUACUCACUCCCUACUCAACCGACACAGGAACAGAAACAGCUAGUGAGAUACCAUUUAGCUCCCUCAAGCUAAUGAUUUACAAACUGAGUCAGGAAAAUGGCCUAAGCUACUCACAACCACAUAGUAUUUCAAGUUGCAUUGUAAGACAGCAGACUUCUUCUCACAGCUGGUUACAGACUUGAGAUUAUGUUGUAUGGGUUGAGCUA
Sycon ciliatum is the source of this 2121-nucleotide messenger RNA. RefSeq lists its product as uncharacterized. The coding region runs from base 155 to 1672 and encodes 505 amino acids. The record is from RefSeq and is a predicted model, not a curated record. Gene Ontology annotation, cellular component: early endosome membrane. Gene Ontology annotation, biological process: intracellular protein transport; early endosome to Golgi transport. NCBI's taxonomy places the organism in Eukaryota, Metazoa, Porifera, Calcarea, Leucosolenida, Sycettidae. Gene Ontology annotation, molecular function: phosphatidylinositol binding. The transcript has 5 exons.